AUGGCUGUGACCAACCUCACAUACCGACCACAGUUCCAGCUCCUCGGCUUGAUGGAUGGUGCAGAUACCCACCCGCUUCUGUUUCUGCUUUUCCUUAGCAUUUACCUGCUCAACGCCCUGGGCAAUCUGAGCAUGGUGGUGCUGGUGAGGUCUGAUGGGGCUCUGUGCUCCCCCAUGUAUUAUUUCCUGGGUCACCUGAGCCUUGUGGAUGUCUGCUUUACCACUGUCACUGUCCCGAGACUGCUGGUUACCCUGCUCCAUCCUGGUCAGGCCAUGUCCUUCCAGGCUUGCUUCGCCCAGAUGUACUUCUUUGUAGCUCUGGGCAUUACUGAGAGCUACCUCCUGGCAGCCAUGUCCUAUGAUCGUGUGGUGGCCGUGUGCAGGCCGCUGCACUAUGGUGUAGUCAUGACACCCUGGCGCUGCUUUGUACUGGUGGCUGCAUCAUGGGCUGUGGCCCAUCUGCACUCUCUGCUGCAUACACUACUCAUCUCUGCUCUCUCCUAUCCUCGCUCCGCACCAGUGCACCACUUCUUCUGUGACAUGACCGUGAUGCUGAGCUUGGCAACGUCUGACACAUCAACUGCAGAGACUGCCAUCUUCUCAGAGGGCCUCGCAGUGGUUCUGACCCCUUUGAUCCUCGUGUCCCUCUCCUAUGCACGCAUCCUCAUGGCAGUGCUUGGGAUGCAGACCACAGGAGGCCGGCACCGUGUUUUCUCUACCUGUGGGGCCCACCUGGUGGUCGUGUCACUUUUCUUUGGCUCAGUCCUCUCCGUCUACUUUCGUCCAUCAUUUGGCUACUCAGCUCGCUAUGAUCGCAUGGCCAGUGUGGUCUAUGCGGUAGUCACACCGACCUUGAACCCUUUUAUCUAUAGUCUUCGUAACAAAGAGGUCAAGGGUGCCCUAAAAAGGGGUUUCAGAUGGAGGGCAGCAGCCCAAGAUGAGUAA
Messenger RNA from Rattus rattus (black rat), 945 nucleotides. Its product is annotated as olfactory receptor 1L4-like. The transcript has a single exon. The record is from RefSeq and is a predicted model, not a curated record. The coding region runs from base 1 to 945 and encodes 314 amino acids. Gene Ontology annotation, cellular component: membrane. NCBI's taxonomy places the organism in Eukaryota, Metazoa, Chordata, Mammalia, Rodentia, Muridae. Gene Ontology annotation, molecular function: olfactory receptor activity; G protein-coupled receptor activity. Gene Ontology annotation, biological process: G protein-coupled receptor signaling pathway.